Molecule: messenger RNA, 2665 nt
Organism: Ostrinia nubilalis (European corn borer)
Lineage: Eukaryota; Metazoa; Arthropoda; Insecta; Lepidoptera; Crambidae
Product: CCAAT/enhancer-binding protein zeta-like
Exons: 18
Coding region: 65-2665 (866 amino acids)
Cellular component (GO): nucleus
Source: RefSeq, a predicted model, not a curated record
UUUGACGGCAUGGUGCGCAUUUCACGUGUUGUAAAUUUUAAAAUUUUCACAUAAAUUUAUCAAAAUGAAGCACAAAAGGUUUGAGGAAAAUAUUUUAGUCGAUGAAGCUUACACAAAUUAUGGUAAAGUUGACAAAAAUGCUGAUGGAAAGAAAAGUCAGGGUAUUGCAAAACAUUUUGCGGAGACACUCGAAUAUGAGGAGAAAAAGAAAUGGUUUCAUCAGCUCCCAGAUGAACCCAGUACAAUAACGAAGGUGCUGACACCAGAACAGAUAGAAGAAGUGCGGAAGGAAGCGAGCAGUGCACUGCAUGGUGACACAGCGGCAUACGAAACCAAAUCAAACAGAAGUGGUUCAUCAGACCAGCAGUGGGCCAGGACUCUGUUGAACAAAGGAGCUAUAGGAGACAGGGUAGCAGCAGCUACAAUAUUGAUUCAGGAUAACCCUCUCUACAAUUUGACAGCACUCAGAAAUUUGGUCAACAGUGUCAAACCAGCCAAGAAAAAGGAUGGAAUCAUUGUUAUAGAUGCACUAUCAGAGCUCCUAAUAUCCGAACUCCUAAUCCCUGAUGCGAAGCUGCGGACACUCGAGCAGCAUCCACUGGGCCACCUGGACGAGAUGACGUCAGGCAACAAGCAAGCGCGCAGGAAUAUACUCAAGCUGUGGCACUAUGAGGACCAGCUCAAGGAGUUGUAUGGAACUUACGUAGAAGCGUUGAACAAGUUCGCCCACGACUCGGUGGAAGCGAACAAGGAGAAAGCCGUCAGCGCCAUGUCUUAUCUGCUCAUGCAUCACCCGGAAAGAGAGAAGAUGCUGUUAACGAACAUAAUCAACAAACUGGGAGAUCCGUCACAGUCAGUAGCGUCUAAGGUGAUAUACCACCUGUGCCAACUUCUGUACAACCAUCCCAACAUGAAGUCUGUGGUGUUAGCUGAGAUUGAGAAAAUGCUGUUCAGGACAAACAUAUCGCCGCGUGCGCAAUACUACGGCGUGUGUUUCUUGAAUCAGUUCUUCUUGGGCAAGGACGACUCCAAAAUAGCGGAGAACCUUAUCAGGAUCUACUUCUCAUUCUUCAAGGCUUCGAUUAAAAAGGGAGACAUCGACUCUCGCCUAAUGUCCGCCAUACUAACAGGCGUCAAACGCGCGUACCCAUUUGCCAACAAAGACCGUCUUUCCGACACUCCUGCGCACAUCGACGCUAUACAUAAGCUAGUACAUCUAGCUAGUGCAGGCGUCGCUAUACACGCAUUAGCUUUGUUGCAUCAUACUUGCAUGGCUUCUCAGGCCGCUGCGGACCGCUACUACACCGCACUAUACCGAAAACUAGCAAACGUCGACAUAUUUAACACAACGCAUUCCGCUCUUCUCUUCUCGCUCAUUUACAAGUCGUUGAAGCAGGACAAGAACACUUCUCGAGUCGCGGCGUUCAUCAAACGUUUGCUUCAACUUUGUUGCUACGCGACUCCCGCGCAAUCGUGUGGAAUGCUGUUUCUGGUGUCGCAAGUAUUGAAGGAUGGGGAUAUGAAGGAUGCUGUCAAACUCGUGUGGACUAAGAGAGAAAUUAAGGAAGAGGAGGUAAAAGAUGAAAAAGAAGAACAUUCAGAUACAGAACAGAACGAUCCAGAAAAGAAAGGUAAAGAAGUUAGUGAUUCAGAUAAUGAGACAGAAGAACUGAAAACAGAAGAAGAAAAAGAGGAACAGAAGAAAAUUGAUCUUUUGAGAGGAGACAAGAAAGAUCUGCUGAUGGAUGACGACGAAGAAGAAACAUACGUGGACCUGAAGAUAGACGACGAAGGCAACGUCGAGCCCGCGAGACGCCGGCCCGCCGCCGCCGCCGUCGGCUGGUUCCACGCCAAGGUCAAGACGGAAGAGGCUGUGGAGAAGCCGGACAAGAAGUUGGAAACCAAGAUACAGCUGAAGAGGACCGUUAAUAUGGAUAAAGUGAUAUCCGAGUACAACCCAUUCGCCCGCAAUCCAUCCUUUGCGGGGGCAGAACACAGCGCGUACGUCGAGCUGUUACCGCUGGCCAGACACUUCCACCCUACCGUCAGGCUGUUCGCUGAAAAGCUGCUGGCUGAGCAAAUAGUCCAAUACAGCGGCGACCCGCUGAAAGACUUCGCCGGGAUCCGAUUCCUGGACCGCUUCGUGUUCAAGAACCCCAAGAAACGCGCCGACACGCAAGAUGGCGACGUCAAGAAGGUCAAAGGAUCGCACCCCAAGUUUGCUAUCAGAAAGAACUAUACUGCUAAAGGUCUAAAGAGCUUGCCAGUGAACUCAUCGGUAUACCUGAACGAAGACGCCAAAAAGAUACCAGUUGAUGAGAGGUUCCUUUACGAUUUCCUACAAAAGCGGCGCGAAGUGAAGGACUCUGAUGACGAUGACAGCGAUGACGAUUCCGUGACUAGCGAGGACUUCGAGAAGUAUCUUGACAGCGUCACCGGCUCUCGAGCCCAAACCGAUUCAGACGAAGAAUUAGACUACCUAGCGGAUAUGGAGGCGAACAAACAGAAGAAACAAAGCAAGAAGAAGGCUGGUGAUGACCAGCUGGAUGAGCUGGGGACUGACGAUGAUGAUGAUGUGGAUGACGAAGACAUUGGCGGCGGCAGUGAUGAUGGAGUCAAGAUCUCGCUGACGUUCACAAGUCUUCCCAUUGAAAAACAGUUCUAA